AUGAAUGGGUUUGAGUCUUGUAUUUCACGCAUCGAUUCGUUGAAUAGAUCAGUGGUGCAUAUUGGAUGUGGCCAAGUGAGAUCCGUACUUUUUGUCCACUUUUUCAAGCAUGCUUCACAUGCAGGAGCAGCAACAUACAAAGUGAUGACCACCGUCAUGGUAAAUUCGGAAACCGAUGAAAAAGACACAGGCAGCUCCGUAGACCUUUGUGAAGAACCUUCCAUUGAUCUUUGGGGGAACAAACUGUCGCACAUAUGGCGUUGGGUGAUGAUUGUGGUGUGCGCCAGCUGCCAUGUUGCAAGCAGUUGA
Batrachochytrium dendrobatidis JAM81 is the source of this 309-nucleotide messenger RNA. RefSeq lists its product as uncharacterized. NCBI's taxonomy places the organism in Eukaryota, Fungi, Chytridiomycota, Chytridiomycetes, Rhizophydiales. The transcript is spliced from 2 exons. The record is from RefSeq and is a predicted model, not a curated record. Bases 1 to 309 code for a protein of 102 amino acids.